Molecule: messenger RNA, 5933 nt
Organism: Monomorium pharaonis (pharaoh ant)
Lineage: Eukaryota; Metazoa; Arthropoda; Insecta; Hymenoptera; Formicidae
Exons: 3
Coding region: 2129-4921 (930 amino acids)
Source: RefSeq, a predicted model, not a curated record
GCAUUCACUCAAUUAAAUUACAAGAUCUAUCUCAUGUUGGCAAGGGUGGUAAAUGUUGAAUUAAUCAAACCUGUGUCUGAUAAAUUUUCUAUCAUCAAUCAUUUUGGAUCAGAUAAUAAUUACAAGUUAAUAUUUCCUUAAUUCGAAUACUAUUCUAGAUGUAAAAAAAUUAAAUAAUGUGUGUUCCAAAUUUAUAAAAUAAUUCUUUUAUCAAUUCUUUUAAUAUUGCAUAAGUGAAUAAUAAUAUCCAAAUAAUCAAUCAAUUAGAUUUUAUUUUAACGAAGUUCAAAGCUUUAAAAGGAAUAUAUUAAAUUGAAAAUUGGAAAGUUGUGACAGAAAGAUGAAAGUAACGGCUUUACUAAAAAAAUAAAACAAACUUCACAUUGAUUAAGCUAUUCAUGAUUCGAAAGGUAAUUCGGUGAUUUUGAGACAUUAUAUAUAUAUAUAUAUACACAUAAUAUAUAUUAUAUACAUAAUCUAUAUAUAUUAUAAUAAACUACAUACAAAAAUGAGAAAGCAUGUUCUAAGAAUAUUUCACACAACCUGCUCCAGAUCUUAUCAGGAGGAACCAUUAUAAAAAUGUAACACAUAGUUACUUGAUUAUACGAGCGGGUAAGACCGCACUGCUUUUGAUGUAAGACUGGUUUAGCGCACCCGAAGGAAUUGAUUUACUACUAGAUUAGAUAUUAUUAACCAUCUCAUGCGCGAAUGCAUGAGACGGUUAAUAGUAUCUCUUCUUGUAUUAAUCCAUAGAUUUUUCCGACCUCUCCUGUAAUCGACACUGUUACCACGCCUUUUCCGUUCACGAUGAGUAUAGAAAGAUCGCGUUUCUAUAUAUGGAAAUUAUAUCAGAAUCGCCUCUACUUCUGUGCCAAUUAAUUAGACAUUAGACAGAUUUCUACGCAAUUUAAGUAGCAAUGAUGUAUAAUUCCAAUCGACAGCGGGGAUAAGAAUUCGAUACGAUUCAGUUCUGACGAUUUGAACAAACAACUUUCCAUAUUUAGACGAUGUGUUAGAAACUUAGCGCUUCAUGCUGGAGAUGGUAAACUCACAAACUCACGCAAUUAAAAUGGCGCGUAAAUGAUUUUACUUUCAUUAAGCCAAUGGCCUCUGUUAUGCCUACUCUCGCGUUAAUUUGGAAGAAAAUCGUAGAAUUUCAACGGCGAAGAUCUAUCUUCAUUACCCAUUGACACGAUAUGCUUCCAUCUGCAAUCACCAGCGACAACGAUGUUAAGGCGCCCACGGAUUUGUUGAGCGUACUUUUGCGUUACAUGCAUCUGCGAGUUUUCACUUUUGCAAUUAUAGAGGAAAAACAAGUCUCUAAUUCUUUCAGAGCAAGAAUUCGCAAAAUUUCGUGGGUUAUUAAUCCUUGGAAUUUAGAGAGAGACGAUGUAAUAUAUUUACUUGACGAUUAUUUAUGUUAUACUGAUGAUACAUCUUGAGUUUUUAUAGACAAACUGCAUCUGCGUAUUAAACACAUUUUUUUGUUAUAAUUUCUUAUAUCACAGUUUUUUGUUACAACUUUCUAACCAAGCUUGUAUGGACUUAUAUUUAUGACACCUUUUUUAUACUCCUAGAAUAUAAUAAACAAAUUAAAUUUGACUGUCAAAGUGAGAGAUACCGUAUAAAGGACGGAAAUAAAGUAUCAAGACAGAUAUAUAAAAGCUGUAAAAUAAAUUUAAUAUAAAAUUUGCAAAAAAUGUUUCUACUUUUAGACAUUUCGUAUUCAUGUGACAUAUUAUAUUUUGUUCUCAGGAGAGAAGUUGCGAGGAGCAAGCAAAGAUCUUUUUACAAGCACGAGAAACCUUGCUUUAAUGUAUUACAAUAAACACGUUUGUCUAGUAGCAGUAGCGAUCCGAUUGCAAUUUAGAAACUAUAUGAAAUAUAACAAUAAGGAAAUAUAGAAAACGAAUUGCUCCCGUUACUCCGGUUCUUGAGUGAGCGUCAUGAUGGAAUAUGCGUGGUGUAUUGGGGGAUCAUACACUCAAGAUGCGUUAUCAUGUCUGCUUCGGCACGAACCCCGCUCUAAUAGUUGCGGGAGAAGCUUUAAAAGAGGUGCCUAACACUACAACCCAACAGUCUUCGCAGUAGAUCGGUGAGGUGAGCGGAAUUUCGUGCGAGCUACGAUAUGAGGAUCACAUGUCUUAUUACGGUCUGUGCGUAUCUAUCAUCAACAGUAUCCACUGAUGAAAUCCAAUAUUUUAACAGACGCAUAUACAUUGCAUGCUCUAGGUUAACGAGAACGAGAUUACAAGAACAAUUGGCUUUCAAUGAUGCUGCAAGAAAAGAAAUAAAUCCCAAUAUUGGGAUUCGCCCCUAUGUAUUUUCUACGUCGCAGAUUUCUCGACCACAGGAACAAAUCGAAACUUUACAGAAACCUUUUCACCGAAAGGUUCGCGAAUCUCAAUUUAGACCUCAACAACAACAUGCUCGCUCGAGACCCAAUCCAAUGAAACGUCUGAAAAUCCGCUCAAUCGCCGGUUAUAGCGAGGUGUUGGGAGAUGACAAUGAAGUCCACGAAUUCAUUCACGGACAGGCCCCUGAAGAAAAGCACGGAGAAGGACCGAUUUACAUUAAACCUGUGGUUCGCGUCACAAAGAAAAAUAUUUUUGAUUCUAUAGUAGAUAUAUUGGAGCAAUUGCUGAAUCCACCCAAAAAGGAGCUGGGCCCAAUCGUCGGACCUAUCAAGAUGCCGGGGUCCCAUCGCAAGAUCUAUUUGCGCCUGAUGGAACCGGUCGACGAGAAACACAUUAAAGUGCGCUUCGUAACAGAAGUACCGGUUCCCGUAGUAGAUGAGAAGUCUAUCUUAGGUCCGCACCAUGAAACCGUCUUUCCGUUUCUACCUUUCGUUGAUCCUGCCGACGCUCUUUUGCACCGACACCCUGCCGGAUCAAGUGACGCGACCUUUAGUUCCUCCAAUCGUCAUCCAUCGGUUCAACUGCCUCGAAACGCCACUCGCGUUUCCGGUAAAGGUCAAAGAGAACAGUUUAGACCUCCGACUAAACCAAAGAAGCCUACGGAAGAUCUUCAGGAAAGCAAUAACGAAAAUGUACCGCCUGUUAAAGUGGCGCCUGCGAGCGGGGCGGAAAGCGAUAAGAAUCACUUGUACUAUCAUUACCAAACGGAAGACGACGCCGUGAAACAAGUAACGGAGAUAAUUAGAGAGGAACAAACGAAACACGAACAAAAUUCGAAGGAACCCUGGUAUCAGCUGACCACACACCGCUUGCCCCUUCGGCAGGUCGCCCCGUUGUACCCGCUCUCGGCGAUGGAGCACACUGACUCUACCUCUUACGAGAAUACGUAUAAAGUGCCCAGCGACAGUCUCACCGUUCCUAGUCAGUAUACAAGCUCGUACGAGCAGUACAGCAAUGCUAACGCAGCCUCGGGAGAGAUUUACGAUCAAUCUUACACCGUGCCGAACGCUUACCAGAAGCAAAACGAGUUUAGCAACGCCCCGAGCUCUUACUCGAUCUCUUAUCAGAACCAAAACGAGUUCAACAACGCCCCGAGCCCUACUUCUUACGUCAAGCAGAACGAUCUUUUCAGCGCCCCCACCACUUAUGCAAGUUCUUACGAGGAGACGGCCUACGUUCCACCAUCACCGGCGAGCACUCACGCGACUUUUCACGAGGCGCAAAACGGCGCAGACGCUCAAGCUGCUUCAAAUUCUCAGAAUGCACUUCGUGUCAUAGAGCCGCCAGCUUAUUUCCCCGAUCCCCGGCAAGUCUUGGGGAAUCCCAAUAUUAAAUACGAAAACCCUGCGACUCCACGGCAGCGUUACAAUUUGUCUAAUGCCAACGUGACGGGCUCGUUACCACGCGAUAAUACGCAGAAUAACGGCGAGAUCUUGAACGAUCAGGUAAUAUGGGGUAAGGUGAAACGGGAGAGGAGCGAAUCGAAUUUCCAGAUGAACGAGUCUAACUUCCAGAAGAGCGUGGAGAUUACCCCCGAUGACAAUCGCGACAAAUGGCAGCCGCUCAUGUUCGUGCCCGAGGACGCGGAUUGGCACAAGGCGUUCACCAAUCUGGCGAAGGUCGCGAACGGUAAUCAGCACGAAACCAUCGUGACGGAACAACAAUCGAUCGAUCGCCCGAGGCAGCAGGUUUCGCGAAGCACCACGCCGAGCACUACGACCGAGAGAGAGAGGGUCGGUGCACGUCGGAACAGUAAACGCCGCAACCCCUCGGUCGCAGCUACCACUCAAAGUUCAAAAUGUCUGACCGCGGACAAGGGAGACAAAUGCGAACGAGCGGAACCCUUGAUCGCCCCGACGCCUUAUCCGGAACAGAUCGUGGAGAAGCAAGUACAGUCGGUCGUCAAUGUUGAACCGGUUUUGAUCACUCCGAAAUCAAUAGCGAGCAGUACAGUCGAGUCCGUGAGAUUGAAUGUCACGAAGAGCAGCUGGAUAGUGGAACCGCAGCCAUUAAAUGACACGAAGAGCAGCUGGACAGUGGGACCGCAGCCAUUGGUGAUGACAACCGAUAGUCUCGCGACGAACAGCACGACGGAGAAACCGGCGCUAUUGAUUAAAAUGAUUAAGAGCACGACGGCGAAAUCAGUCGAAAACAAAACAACAACCAGAUCAAAGAGUAAUUCAAUAGAGAAAUCGUUAGCGAGCAGUACGACGCAGAGAUCAUUGAUAACCGACACCUCCGAGGCGUCCGUAUCGAAUAACACCACGAAGAGGCUGCGAUUACCGAAGCGGCCUAUGAUAAUGAAAAAACCGACUUUCGUAUUGAAGGGAGGCGAGUCGAACAGCACGACGAGAAAAGCGAGCACCACGACGAGAAAAGCGAGUACCACGACGCGGAAGCCGAUCACGAGUAGUACGACGGAGAGAACGAAGAUGACGAGGCGAUCGAAAUACCAUGGCGAAAAUCGCGGCGCGAUUUCGAAGACGAAGUCGAGUACGAUAUGAUAGAGACUUCAUAAUUUAAUAAUAGCGUAUUUCUCUUUUUUAGGCACGAUCGACGGCAAUAACACACGUUCUUAUGCAUUGCAACAUUGUUAGUUAUGGCAAUGGGAAUAAUGCGCGAUGAUAUCCGAAUAAUUUGUAAUCCUGCAUGUAAUUGUAGGAAAAAAAUCGAGAAAGUCAUCUAUCCGUGUAAUUAAGCAAAUGCAUGUAUACAAAUAUGCGUUUACAUUCAGACACAAUCGAUUAUAAUUAUAAUUAUUCGUAUUGCCUAUAUAUUCAGAAGAUUGAGUAUCAGAUAUAGUAACGGGCUUGCUGUCUCAUAUCUUCAAAAAUUGUAUGCAAUGAUUGUCGUCAUUUAAACUCGAGAUAUUCGUGAAACUUUAAAAGAGAAUAUUUAUACAGAGUAACUAAGGGUAAUUUUUUUUUGAGGGAUACAAGACGGAUUUGGGGGAACAAAAGGACUACAUGUUCAUUGAAUAUAAAGUUUGUUAAAAACGAGAGAUGCAUUAAUAUUUGCGUAAAAUAAAAAAAUAUCGUUAAUUUUUGAAAACUAUAUACUUUAUUUAUCUUAUCGUGUUUUUACUUAUACAUGGCACAUAGAAUACCAAUUGUCUCAAGAUGAUUUUCAUUUUCUCUAAUGUACUUAUUUUAUGAUCAAAUUGGGAAUAAUCUUCUCUGAUAUAAAGUAAUUGAAUUUGUUAAAAUUAAAUUUCGUCAACUAAUUAAAAUUUUACAUCUUACAUAAAGUUACGAAAGUUAAAUAAAAGAUUUUUGUUUAUUUAUAUAUAUAAAUCUCUUCUGUUCAAUAUUCUUGACGAAGAUUUUGAAUAGUACUGUUUGAAUAGUACUAUAAUAGAACCAAAAUAGUAACUAUGAAUCUCUAGAUAAAGAUAUAGCCAUAGUUAUGAUAGUCAUCGUAAAUACAUAUUAAAUUAAACAUAACAAUGUGUUGUUAACAAAUUUUACCGUUCAAAACUUUAUUAACUUGUAUGUAUGUAUAUGCAUGUGUAUACAC